Messenger RNA from Fonticula alba, 1861 nucleotides. RefSeq lists its product as hypothetical. Gene Ontology annotation, biological process: chromatin organization; regulation of DNA-templated transcription. The record is from RefSeq and is a predicted model, not a curated record. The coding region runs from base 93 to 1817 and encodes 574 amino acids. The transcript has 6 exons. NCBI's taxonomy places the organism in Eukaryota, Rotosphaerida, Fonticulaceae. Gene Ontology annotation, cellular component: histone acetyltransferase complex; nucleus.
UCCCUCUUUCUCUCUCUCUCUCCUCCCCCUCGCAGCCUCUCUGCCUGCUCCCCCUGGACGCGAGGCCCAGCGCCCCAGCGCCCCCAGCGCUCAUGAUGUCAGCGGACCCCUCUUCACCGGGAUCCCCUUCCGCCCGGCGGUACAACUAUGAGAUCGACGAGCGGAUCCUCUGCUACCACCACCAGCAGAUCUACGAGGCAAAGAUUCUCCGCAAGCGGUGGGUUGAUGAGAAUGUCACCAACGCCCAGCACAUGAGCCAUGUGUAUGGCGGCCAGGCGCUUGCCACCGGGCCGGACUAUGGCCCGCAGUAUUUCAUCCACUACAAGGGAUGGAAGGCCACCUGGGACGAGUGGGUCCCGGAGAGCCGCAUCAUGAAGCUGACCAAGGAAGGCCUCGACCGGCAGGCGGAGUUGCUGCAGAUCGCUGCCAAGGCCAACAACAUCAUCCGGCGCCGGGGGUCAUCCCCCAUGCGCGGGACAUCGCCGGCCCCGGACCCCACGGCCCCGGGCAGUGCAACACGCUCGGCGUCACGCGGCCGCGCCGCGCGGUCCUCCUCGCGCGGCGGCGCGCCCGCCUCCUAUGCCGAGGAUGAUAGCCGCGAGUCCUCGCCCUCCAGCAGCCGGGGAAGCUCCCCGGCCCCGAGCGCCAAGCGUGCACGGGCCCUUCUCCCGGGCGGGCCGUUCCUGAAUGCCGGGUCCGGGGGUCUGGGCGACUUGCACAUCCCGCCGGGGGCAUCCGGCGGCGGCGGCGGCGGCGGCGGCGGCGGCGGCGGCGGCGGCACGGCCGAAGGCGCUGGCCAUGGGGCCGGGGUCGGGCUUUUCCCCGGUGGCAGCCAUCACCCCGGCUCCGGGGGGGGCGUCCGGCUGGACGCCGUGCUCCAAUUGCCGGAGUCCUUCGUUCGCUAUCUGAAUGACGACUGGGAGAACAUCACGCGGCUGCAGAGGCUGGUUCCCCUGCCCCGGCAUCCAUCGGUGUCGCAAAUCCUGGAGGAGUUUGCUCAGGCGGCGCCGGGCCGUGUGGUUUCCCCCUCGAUGGCCAUGUACUCGCCGAAGGUGGAGUCGUCGGGGGUGGCCGCCGGUGGCGGGCCAGACCCGGGCCCCGGGGCAGCUGCCACCGGCAGCGGGCCAGAAGCGGCGGAGCCCGGUGCGGCGGCCGGCCCGGUCACCGGCUCCGGGCCCUCGGCCGGGGCCCCCCCGAUGCCGAUGACCUCGGCCGAGGCGCUGGCCGCCAGCGAGGACGCCCUGGGCGAGAUCCUCGAUGGGAUUCGGCUGUACUUCGACGCGGCGCUGGGGAAGAUGCUGCUCUAUCGCUUUGAGCGGGCCCAGCUCCGGGCGGCGAUGCGGGCCUUCACGCCCGGGGGCACGGACGCCGGGGCAUCUGGCGGCCUGGGUGAUGGGGCCGAUGAGGGCGCCCCCGCGGCGGGGGCCGAGGACGCGGACCAGGCCCGCGCCGUGCUGGAGCACCUGGCUGCCGCGCCAUCCGGCAUGAUGGGCGUGCUGUCGGAGCCGGCGGGCCCCAUUGGUUUGGAGGGCCGCGGACUGACGCCCUCCAACCUGGCCCCCGGCCCGGUGGUCGACCCGGCCCCGGCCACUGGACGGCGCCUGUGCGAGAUCUACGGCUUUGAGCAUCUUCUGCGGCUGUUUGUCAAGCUUCCGCAGCUCAUCUCCCAGACGGACAUGCCACGCGAGGCGUACGAGGAACUGUCGCACUACCUGGCGGAGCUGCUACAUUUCCUCCAGGCCAACUCCCAUCGGUAUAUGCUAACGGACUACAUCCCCGCUUCGAAUGAGUAUGUCUCCAUCAGCAAGUCGUUCUAGUCCCGAGCGUCAUCACGCCGGUAAUACACGCACACACACUCGAA